AUGGAUAGUGAGACUGAAUCUGGUCGUGACAAAGUAGUAUUUUGUAAUAAUGAUCAAUCAUCAUCACUGGCUGUUCGGGAUUAUGCUCGGCAACUCAGUGAACGCAAACGCCUCGAAGAAGAAAGAAGAAAGGAAGAUAGAUUUUUGCGCCGAUCUUUAAGGCAGUCUGAAAAGUUACGUGCAUUAGCUCGCGCUCAAAAAGUCGCAAAAUAUUACAAACAAGUCAGUGCGGCUGCACAAAAUUUGGCUUUUGAUGGGGCUGAAGGCUUGAAGCAUGACUCUGGGUACAAAUUGGAUGAGUUUGGCUACGGAGGUUUUAUUGAAGGUCUCAGGCACAAGUUGGUCGAACAAAAAGAGGAAGGAGAGUCCUCGGAUAUCGACGAACUCGGCGACGACGAAUGGGAUUGGCUCGCGAAAAAGGUUUCAGACAAGUCUGUUCUUCAGGCUUUCAAUCUUCACGACACCAUUGCAACCGUUUUGGAGCGUACACGCGUCAAGAUGGGUGGUGCACCUAUGAAUACUUGGGCUGGAAACGUUGCAGCAAUUCCUGUGGUCAACGCGGUUACUUCGGAACUUAAGGGAAUUCCUGCAACAAACCGAGUAGCAGAGAUGAAUGAACUUCUUGAACUGCUAAAUAAACCAGAAAUCAGGGGUGCCCUUUCUUCAUUUGACGGUGUUGCCCGAGUUUGGGCUAGGCAGGCAGAGAAAGGACACGAAGAAGACGAUUUUGGACACGAAGACCUAGUGACAAGUGGCGACACUGUUGAACGAACCGUCUUCACAAGUCCCGUAGAGGGGUGUUACAAAAUCCUAGCGGUGGACGAUCAAGGCAACACAGUCUCCACACCAGAUGGGACUACAUUAGUUAAUGUGAUUUUGCAAAAAUCUGGCGAGGAAUUUUUUGGUGCAACCGUCCGAACUGAAGGUUCAGCCAUCGUUAUUGGGCGAAUUGUCAGCGGUGGAUUGAUUGAACGCACAGGUCUACUGAAUGAAGGAGACGAAUUGCUUUCAGUCAACGGGGUGGAUUUAAUGGGCAAGGAUGUAGACCAUGUUUCGCAUAUUCUGACCCACUUUGACGGACAAAUCGACCUACUUGUUGCACCGGUUCUGCCCAUCACCGAGUCGCCACUAAUUCAAGAAGAAACGGUAGCCCAUUUACGCGCGCUCUUCAGCUACGAGCCAAGCAACGAUGUCUACAAUCCCUGUCCCGAAGCGAGCGUUGCCUUCGACAAGGGCGAUAUCUUGCGUAUCCUUAACACCCGCGAUCCGAACUGGUGGCAGGCUCUUCGUAUUGAGGAAACCGGAGCAGUGGGUGUCUCGGGUUCGAUGGCAGGUCUAGUUCCAUCCCCCUACUUCCAGCGUUAUCGAUCCCUCAUUCGCCUGAAAAGGGCUAAUGGUUAUACGGAGGAUGCUGUUGCUGGAUACUCCGAGUCAGAAGAUUCAGAUUUUGAAUUGGAUUCGCCUUCUACUGACGCCUCGGGAUCUCUCGCGUCCACCAGGCUCAGCACAAGCACCCAAAGUCUUUGGGUUUCCCCAACUUCUGUCAGUACGCUUGACAGCGGUGAGCAGAGCAUUGAUGUGGAUGAUAAAAGCACAGAACCAUUGUGGAGCGCUCACGGCGUCGGGCCGAAACAACUCAAGAAGCAGAGACAAAAGAAGUCCCGUAAGGCACGACUUCUGAGCAUCUUAUCCGGAAGCACCAGUCGAAAACUUGGCGGUGUCAACAAACGAACCAAUGAAUAUGAAAUUUGCAUGGAUGCCUCCACUCCUUUGCAGCGAAGAGUGCGGUCACCUGUUUGCCUGGCGAUGAUAGGCGUGGUCAACACACAGCUCACUCCAACUCGCACCUCCUGCUGCCUCGCUAAGCACAGCGAGCUCAUAUCCGUCAAAUGCAGCUGGUGCUUUUUUUCUGUCAUGAUUGGUUUUAACCAUAACUGCCCCUACCAUUGUCUGUUAGAAAUGAACAGUCUGAGGCAAGCUGAUGGAGACCAAUUGCGCCAACUGGUAGACGAGUCGGUGAGAGACAAGAUCCGCCGCCCAAGUCUGCUUACCUACGAACUCGUCGAUCUGUACUACCCCCAACCUCAGCGCAGACGACCCCUUGUGUUUGUUGGGCCAAAACACGUCGGCAGGCAACUGCUUAUCGAAGGCCUCAUACGCGGAGAUCCGAAACGCUUCGCUAUGCCCGACAUACAUACAACGAAUCCAGAUGCAAAGUCCACAGAAUUCCAGCACUACGAAAUCAUCAGCAAACAGGAAUUCCAGCGAAUGCAUCGCGAGAAGUUGUUUGUUGAAUGGGGGGUCUACAACCACCACUACUAUGGCACCAAAGUUUCAAGUAUCGAAGUUAUAGUGAAGGCGGGCAAGGUUUGCGUUAUCGCUCUGCGUCCGGAUGACGAAGAACUUAAGGUCUGUAUUGAUGAGAGCCAGAAAAUGGAAGAACACUACGGGCACUUUUUUGAGUUCUUAAUUGUCCCUCAGACACAGGAAACUGCAAUAGCAGAGUUAAAGAGAAUCGCUCUUGAUCUUGAAAGGAAGCCGCAAUGGGUUCCCGCGCAGUGGAUCGACGUCGCCUGGCAAGUGGCUGCACAGGCGAUGCGGGAGGCCGGCCAUCACACCUCCUCGGAAGAUGUUCUUGUCGAUUCCUCAAAAUACUAG
Messenger RNA from Mesocestoides corti, 2658 nucleotides. NCBI's taxonomy places the organism in Eukaryota, Metazoa, Platyhelminthes, Cestoda, Cyclophyllidea, Mesocestoididae. The record is from the annotation of a GenBank genome assembly.